Messenger RNA from Phalacrocorax carbo (great cormorant), 2439 nucleotides. The record is from RefSeq and is a predicted model, not a curated record. Lineage: Eukaryota; Metazoa; Chordata; Aves; Suliformes; Phalacrocoracidae.
CCGUCGCGCGACCGGAAGUGGGGCGGUCGCCGUGGUAACGCGGUUGUGUUUGUCGGCGGGCGCGGGCGGCCCGAGGCGGCAGGUGCCUUGAGAAGCAAUGGCCACAGCGGCUUUUCUGAACUUAGCACUGUCUCACCACUACUUCCCUUCGAGCACAGCAGCCCCGUUCUCCUGUACAACCGCCAUCGACAUGCAUGUUGCCAGGCCAAAAUCCGCCAAGGGACGCACGAGGCCGAGCUUCAAUUACUCUCAGAACAUGGAAACCUGUCCUUGCCGAGUGCCGCCUUCCCCACCACUGGCAGCUCCCCAUGAAUUAGUGAACAGCCAGAGAGCGUCGCCCACAAAACCGCCAUUCCCGUCUGGCCAGGUGUCUCCUGAGGAAAUCCCGGAGCUCCUGCAGCAAGUGCCUUUGAGGACCUCCUCUUCCCUGAACAAGUACAGGGUGCUCCCCUCCAUCGGCUGGAAGGGCGUAGGGAGCGGCACUGUGGAAGCGGUGGCUGAACAGACCGACCGGCUGACAGUGAGCAGGGAGCGGGAGGACACUCCGAAAAUCAAAACUUUUCCUGGAGAACAAGGAUCUGCCAGCGUGUUGUCAGAAAACGAUGUCUUGGAUGAAGAGAGCUCACACGUGCAAUGUCCUCCUGAAGAGCUGGGGAGGAAGAUGAGACAAGAGAACCCUUUGACAUCAACUUUAAGUUUGGAAGAGCCACCGAAAGAAGAGCCGCGAUUGCUGCUCGCCAUUCGAUCUCCCUCUGGUCAGAGAUUUGAGCAUCACUUCAAGCCCACCGACAGUCUCCAGAUGGUCCUUGCUGUGGUAGAGCAGAAAAUGUCGGCCAAAUACAAACGCUGCAGUGUUGAAACGGUGGAGGUGCCCCGAAGGAGUUUCUCUGACCUUACGAGGUCCCUCCGCGAGUGUGGGAUUCUCCACAAGUCCCUGCUGUGCAUCCAACAGACAGAGCACCACGAGGCAGAUCUUUAGGUGCCCAGAGAGGCCGCUGCGCUGCUCCGGGCUAUUCUGCUGAGGGGGGUGCAUUACUUCCUCCAAAAACCUGAAAUUCUGGUAUCUCUUGGGCCUGCUUCUUCAUCUUGCCGUCUUCCAAACACUCCCCUUGAAGCAGACUUAUGUAGACGUGUCCAAAUAGCUUUUCAGGUGUGUUGAAAUGCUACGUAAAUAGCAUCUUUUUUCACGUGUGCCAUCACAAAUUGCUUCCUAGUGCCACCAACUCUUGACCUUUUUGGUUUUCUGAAAUUGCCAAUGUUCUUCUCUGCAGACUGAAGUUUCUGAGACCUCUCACCUUGGCCUGUUUCCAAACUUCAGGAAGGUACCACUUCCCAGAGUGGAUCCAGAUGCAGAGGCACCUAUCUGGGGGGGUAGAAAGGAACUGGUUUACUCUGGAGGACCAUCUUCAGUAGGUUCUCAUCAUCCUAAACAUCUCAAGAGUGACUGAAAGGGAUCAAACCCCAAAACCAUCUGGAAAUAACAGUAAAAUGGAUUAUUGUGAAGUAUUAAAUUGCAAGACUGAUGGCAAUGUACCUGUGAGGGCUCAGCCCUUUCUGGGUAACCUCAGCGCAGCUUUUAUGACCACGUCAUUGGUGAGCAGCAGGCUUGUCUACUUAGUUUUCCUUCUCUCAUUCAACUCGUGUGAUCCAUAGGUAAGAAGAGACGUAGAGUUAAGAUGUUACAAAAUAGUUCCAUUUAACACCUUUACACUAAGUCCAAGAAACCAAGUGCUGCUUUGAGAGUUUUUAAAUAAAAAUGUAUUCAUUGGAUUUGACUGAGGAGUUGGCUCAGGCAGUACUGUGUUUUACUAAACCAAUAUUUAAAAAAGGCUGGUUAAAAUGUGGCAGGUUUUAGAUAAAGACAACGUGCUUGUGCUAAAAAAGAGUCUUCUAGGUUUCUAAUGGAAAUUCUUGUGGUUCAAAGGCAGUCAUUCAACUCGCCCAAAAAAUGGACCACAUUCCAUGCAGCUGAGCGAGUUUCAAUAUUUUGCAGUGAAACAGCCAUGUUUUAAGCUCAGCAUAAUUGCCAAAGCACCUCAGAGCAGUAACAGCAGUGGAAAGCUGAGCCUGGUGUCGACUGAGAGCAUAUCAGCUCCUUCCAAAGCAAGUGUUCAGGCUCCAGCAGCUUCAUAAAAGUGGAACCUGGUGACACCCACUGCUGUGGGCGAUGGCGAGCGCGCGGUAGCAGUCCUGGUGCCUUCAGAGGAACCAGACUUGUGAAACGCAGGGAUGCUUUUAGUCAAACCUCAGUGGGGCGCAAAGUCCUUCACUUAAGGGUUCAGGAACCAUUUUCUGUGUUUAAGUCAGCCUUAAGCAGUUAAUUCCCUUUUGAUUUUGUGUGUACUGUUACUUCUGCAUUUCAGUGUUUUCAUGCUGUGUGGUAGUACAAUCAAUAAAACCUUUUAGGUUGAAACUUGAACUUUAAAUGAUUUCUGUGAA